AUGAACGUACCACGGCGAAGCACAGUCUACGAUUUGGCGAGUCUCCGUCUCCAUACGGACGGCUCUCGGGUGUACCAAAGCUCAUCUACCAAUCUCAAGCCGCGGAAUGCAAAGCUUGCUUUACGCGACAUUCGUGGAAAUUGGAUUGCAAGGGAUGCUGGUGGGACCGCAAAGGUUCCUAGGUGGAAAAUUGUUCCUACUUCAGCUACAGAGGACGGUUCUGUAGAACUAGAAGAGUUGUCGCAAUCAAACUUUGUUGAAGCCGCCCUGGAAGAGCGAGACAAGCAAGGUGACGAAGAAGAUGAGGACGGCGACGAACUGAACGUCCUCAAGCGUAAGCCAAAAAGGAUCGAUAGGCGCACGGCUAAGCGGAGAAAAUUCGCUCAUGACCAUAGCUAUCUUGGUGAAACGGCAGCGGAUGCCAAUUUCUCUGGAGAAUCGCGUUUUCUGCCCCUUCCAUCAUCGGAUCUUUUAAAAUCUAUUCAUUACUUCGCUGCGAACUAUUACAGCGAGAGGGGCCAACUACUGAACAUCUCACGCGAAUACCGAGCGAAACGGAAAGCAAAAAGGCUCGCAAAACGUGCAGAGAGACAGGCAGCAAAAGGGCGAGGCAGCGUAGAGAAUACGGCAUCUAGAAGCUCAAGCCUGCAGCAAUCACAGACACCCAGUAAUGGGUCCGAUGAUGAAGACGACUUUGAUUCGGAAGAUGAGGAUGGAGAGGAGAACGAGGACAAAGAUGACAGUGAGGAGGAUGAGGAAUAUAAAGAAACAUCGAAGAAAGGGAAAAAACUAUCAAAACGGGACCAGGGUUCACGAUUCAGAGACAUGUACAAAGUUUUCGACGGAUCCGCUCUCAUGGCCAUUGGAAUGAUAGUGCAGGAACAUGUCACACGGCUGCUGGAAGCCAGGGUACCCGAUGGCUGGGAAGACAGUGUGAGGACUGCAUUCCCAAAUGGAGUCUGGGAUGAUGAUCAGGAGGAAAGCGAAGAUGAAACCUGGUUGAGGGAUGUAAAGAUCAAAGGUGCUGGAAUCAUCAAUGAUGAUGAUGGGGAAGUAGGGGAAGGGGAUAACGAGGAGGAGCAGGAUGAGGAGGGUGACAAUGAGGACGAGGAGGAGGACAACGAGGAAGACGGAGAGGGAGAGGAGGAGGGGGAGGACGAAGAGGAAGGGCAUAACAUUGUCAAGGAAAACUAUGAGCAAGACGAGGAAGCUAAAACGGAGGACGAUGAGAACCAGACGCCGGGCGGGGAUGACAGUGAGGGAUCUCACGUGAUGACCACGAGGAGGAUGACGGCUAGGAAAGCAAAGAAACCAUAG
Molecule: messenger RNA, 1317 nt
Organism: Laccaria bicolor S238N-H82
Lineage: Eukaryota; Fungi; Basidiomycota; Agaricomycetes; Agaricales; Hydnangiaceae
Exons: 3
Coding region: 1-1317 (438 amino acids)
Source: RefSeq, a predicted model, not a curated record